AUGCAUUUUUGUACACGUAUUGUUGGCAAUGCUUCUCAUAAAGAUAUUGUAUCAUCACCUAACAAAGGAAAGGCACAUCAAGAUGAUCAACGAUUACAUAAUCUUUUCUAUCGUAAAUCAAAACUUGAAAGUGUUAAUGAAACCUCUGCAUUGCUUAGUGGAUUUGCUAUUGUAGCUAUUGUUGAAUUAUCCCUUGAUGCAUAUGCAAGUCGUAAUGGAAGUGAUAGUCUUCUUAUAUGUUAUGUCAUUGUUUCAUGUUUACUUGUCGGUGUUCAUUUACUUGCUUUACUUAUGUCAAUGUGUAUAUUACCUGAAUUAAAAAGUGUUAUACGUCAAAGUGAUGUUUGGAUAAAUCAUGAUAAUAAAAAACCAUUAUCAUCAUUAGAUAUUUAUAUUGAAAUAGCAUGGGUAAUUUCUACUGGUUUUGGUCUUUUUUUAUUUAUACUUGAACUUGGUUUAAUUUUAUGGAUUAAAGUUAGUGGUUAUUCAUUUACAGCAGCUAUUUCAGCAAUUGUAACACUUUGUCUUGUUGGUUGUCCAUUUAUUUUAUUUUCUGUUGGUUUUUAUAUUCGAUUAGCAAGAACAAAAAUUCAUUUACAUCAAACAGAUUUAGAAAUAAUAGAACGUGGUGCUAUUGCUCGUGGUCUAUUUCAUAAUCAAUCUGCACCAAUGACGGUCAUGACAAAUGUUGAAGAUGUCCGUUAA
Messenger RNA from Rotaria sp. Silwood1, 705 nucleotides. The record is from the annotation of a GenBank genome assembly. Lineage: Eukaryota; Metazoa; Rotifera; Eurotatoria; Philodinida; Philodinidae.